AUGGACUCCAAGGGAGAUUCCUCUUCUUCCUCCUUCUCUCCCUUAUCCCCCUCUUCUUCCUCCUCCUCCUCCUCCUCUUCCUCCUAUUCUUUCCUUUCUUCUUCUUCCUGUCCUUCCUCCUCCUCUGAGAAAGAGGGGGAAAGAGAGAGAAGGAGAAGGAAAGAGAGAAGGAAGGAA
Molecule: messenger RNA, 177 nt
Organism: Anolis sagrei ordinatus
Lineage: Eukaryota; Metazoa; Chordata; Lepidosauria; Squamata; Anolidae
Source: RefSeq, a predicted model, not a curated record